CUCUAGAUGAGCCAGUGGAGGGCGGGUGGAGCGUUGAACCGUGAAGAGUGUGGUUGGGCGUAAACAUGUGGACUUAAACUCAGGAGCUCAGGGGUAAUUCAGUGAAAAAGGGGAAUGAGGGGUGCGGUGGGGAGCUCUGUUGCAACAGGGUCCAAUCCCGGCAGGACUACAAAUGCCCGAGCGCAGGCUGGGAACGAGGGGACAGCGGCUGCCUGUCCCCAGAAUAGAAAAUGCAGCUAGGAAGCCCUCUUUGAGUGGACAGUGGAGGAGUGGACUGCCAGGCCAAGCAUCAGGGGCUUCAUACUCAGGGCCGGUUAGAGCCCCUGAGGAUUUAGGAGGAAGGGAAACCAAUGAAAAGCGUGCUGGUGGUAGCUCUCCUUGUCAUUUUCCAGGUAUGCCUGUGUCAAGAUGAGGUCACGGACGAUUACAUCGGAGACAACACCACCGUGGACUACACUCUGUUCGAGUCUUUGUGCUCCAAGAAGGACGUGCGGAACUUUAAAGCCUGGUUCCUCCCUAUCAUGUACUCCAUCAUUUGUUUCGUGGGCCUACUGGGCAAUGGGCUGGUCGUGUUGACCUAUAUCUAUUUCAAGAGGCUCAAGACCAUGACCGAUACCUACCUGCUCAACCUGGCGGUGGCAGACAUCCUCUUCCUCCUGACCCUUCCCUUCUGGGCCUACAGCGCAGCCAAGUCCUGGGUCUUCGGUGUCCACUUUUGCAAGCUCAUCUUUGCCAUCUACAAGAUGAGCUUCUUCAGCGGCAUGCUCCUACUUCUUUGCAUCAGCAUUGACCGCUACGUGGCCAUCGUCCAGGCCGUCUCAGCUCACCGCCACCGUGCCCGCGUCCUCCUCAUCAGCAAGCUGUCCUGUGUGGGCAUCUGGAUACUAGCCACGGUGCUCUCCAUCCCAGAACUCCUGUACAGUGACCUCCAGAGGAGCAGCAGUGAGCAAGCGAUGCGAUGCUCUCUCAUCACAGAGCAUGUGGAGGCCUUUAUCACCAUCCAGGUGGCCCAGAUGGUGAUCGGCUUUCUGGUCCCCCUGCUGGCCAUGAGCUUCUGUUACCUUGUCAUCAUCCGCACCCUGCUCCAGGCACGCAACUUUGAGCGCAACAAGGCCAUCAAGGUGAUCAUCGCUGUGGUCGUGGUCUUCAUAGUCUUCCAGCUGCCCUACAAUGGGGUGGUCCUGGCCCAGACGGUGGCCAACUUCAACAUCACCAGUAGCACCUGUGAGCUCAGUAAGCGGCUCAACAUCGCCUACGACGUCACCUACAGCCUGGCCUGCGUCCGCUGCUGCGUCAACCCUUUCUUGUACGCCUUCAUCGGCGUCAAGUUCCGCAACGAUCUCUUCAAGCUCUUCAAGGACCUGGGCUGCCUCAGCCAGGAGCAGCUCCGGCAGUGGUCUUCCUGUCGGCACAUCCGGCGCUCCUCCAUGAGCGUGGAGGCCGAGACCACCACCACUUUCUCUCCAUAGGCGACUCUUCUGCCUGGACUAGAGGGACCUCUCCCAGGGUCCCUGGGGUGGGGACAGGGAGCAGAUGCAAUGACUCAGGACAUCCCCCUGCCAAAAGCUGCUCAGGGAAAAGCAGCUGUCCCCUCACAGUGCAAGCCCCUGCUCCAGAAGAUAGCUUCACCCCAAUCCCAGCUACCUCAACCAAUGCCGAAGAAAGACAGGGCUGAUAAGCUAACACCAGACAGACAACACUGGGAAACAGAGGCUAUUGUCCCCUAAACCAAAAACUGCAAAUGAAAGUCCAGAAACGGUUCCCACCUGCUGGAGUAAAGGGGCCGAGGAGGGUGAGUGCAAGGGGCAUCGAGUGGCCUGAUGAGUCCUCUGAGUGAACCUUCUUCCGGCCUCCCACAGACUCAAAUGCUCAGACCAGCUCUUCUGAAAACCAGGCCUUGUCUCCAAGACCAGAGAUAAUGGGGAGACUUCUUGGCUUGGUGAGGAAAAGCGGAUAUCGGCUGGUCAAGUGAACUCUCUGAACCCCUCCCUCCAUCGUUUUCUCCACUGUCCUCCAAGCCAGCAGGAAUGGCAGCUGCCACGCUGCCCUAAAAGCACACUCAUCCCCUCACUUGCCGCGUCACCCUCCCAGGCUCUCAACAGGGGAGAGUGUGGUGUUUCCUGCAGGCCAGGCCGGCUGCCUCCGCCUGACCAAAGCCACACUCUGGGCUCCCGAGUGGGGAUGACAUGCACUCAGCUCUUGGCUCCACUGGGAUGGGAGGAGAGGACAAGGGAAAUGUCAGGGGCGGGGAGGGUGACAGUGGCCGCCCAAGGCCCACGAGCUUGUUCUUUGUUCUUUGUCACAGGGACUGAAAACCUCUCCUCAUGUUCUGCUUUCGAUUCGUUAAGAGAGCAACAUUUUACCCACACACAAAUAAAGUUUUCCCUUGAGGAAACAACAGCUUUAAAAGAAAAAGGAAAAAAAAAGUCUCUGGUAAAUGGCAAA
Molecule: messenger RNA, 2445 nt
Organism: Nomascus leucogenys (northern white-cheeked gibbon)
Lineage: Eukaryota; Metazoa; Chordata; Mammalia; Primates; Hylobatidae
Gene: CCR7
Product: C-C motif chemokine receptor 7
Exons: 3
Coding region: 351-1469 (372 amino acids)
Biological process (GO): inflammatory response; immune response; chemotaxis
Cellular component (GO): membrane
Molecular function (GO): C-C motif chemokine 19 receptor activity; chemokine (C-C motif) ligand 19 binding; chemokine (C-C motif) ligand 21 binding
Source: RefSeq, a predicted model, not a curated record